Messenger RNA from Biomphalaria glabrata, 4814 nucleotides. RefSeq names its product probable tRNA (uracil-O(2)-)-methyltransferase. The transcript has 11 exons. Gene Ontology annotation, biological process: tRNA methylation. Gene Ontology annotation, molecular function: metal ion binding; tRNA (uridine) methyltransferase activity. The record is from RefSeq and is a predicted model, not a curated record. Bases 43 to 2322 code for a protein of 759 amino acids. Lineage: Eukaryota; Metazoa; Mollusca; Gastropoda; Planorbidae.
UAGAUUGAGUUCAUAGAGUCUAUCUAGAUUCUAGACUCUAAAAUGGAUUCGCCACUUGAACUUUUUACAACUUGUGAAAAUUGUAAAAAGCAACAACAUACAAAGGGCUCACAACAAUUAUUCUUAAAAGCAGUCUCUGUCUGGAUUAAUAAACCUCAUGUCGUCAAUCGACGUUUGUGUGGAUCGAAAAUUGUUCACGUUUACAGAGUUCAGACAACGUCUGAACUGCUGGAAAUUUUACACUAUUUACAGAAGAUCAAUGACAAUUCUCACACUCAUGCUACAAGUGCAAACAUUGGACUAGAUUUAGAUUUAAAUCUAGAUCUAGAAGGAAAUGAACAGAGUUUGGAUUUGUCUGAUGAAGUACAUCCUUUUAUUAUUAUUCUUAGAGAACUAAUCCCAAAAUCUGAAUUUUUUCCAAAGCUUUUUGAGGCUGUUAUUUUUGAUAAAGAAAGGCUGAUCAUCUCUUUUUUGGCUUUAAGCCAGGACUGUAAAGAGGAAGUCAAGUCCACAACUGAACUCAGUUACAGCAUUCAGUUCAAAUCAAUCAACAAAGAUCUGCCAGGCUGGGCAGCAGGAAAUGAAAUGGUUUUGUACUGGUCAUGUGACCACAGUGAGACAAAAGAAUCCCCAAGGCAAAUGACUUCCAUAUGGCUACAGUCAGUGCUGCUUGAUAAAUUGGUCAUCUGGUCACACAUUAAUGAUAUCUCCAUAUCACUUAGAUCUCUCAAGCUUGUCUCUAUUGAUGCUUAUAAAGAUACCUACAUUCGCUUGAAGAAUACGUAUGGGAGAGAUCUUGUGAAGAAUUGGACUGAACGAACAGAUCCUAAGAAGUUUGUGUAUGAAGAUGUAGCUAUUGCUGCUUACCUUCUGCUCAUUUGGGAAGAUGAGAGAAAGAAGAAAAAUCUUACAAAGAAACAAAGUUUUGUAGAUUUGGGCUGUGGCAAUGGGUUGCUGGUUUACAUUCUAACAAAGGAAGGGUACAGAGGUCUAGGCAUUGAUCUGAGGAAGAGGAACAUUUGGGACACAUUUGGUACAGAUAUUGAUCUCAGGGUUGAAACCAUCAGUCCAUCAGCUGAUCACCUGUAUCCAGACUUUGAUUGGCUUAUUGGUAACCACAGUGAUGAAUUGACUCCUUGGAUCCCAGUCAUAGCAGCAAGAUCAUCAUAUGAGUGCUCAUUUUUUGUGAUACCCUGUUGUCAUCAUGACUUUGUGGGCAAGUUUGGAGUGAGUGAAAAAGGGAAGAGCAGAUAUGAAUCCUACCUGGACUAUGUCAAGGAGAUCAUUUCCCACUGUGGCUUUGUGCCAGAAUCUGACAGUUUGAGAAUACCAUCAACUAAACGGAUUUGCUUUAUUGGUAGAACAAGGACUUAUACUAAAGAAAAUGAGGCAUCAAAAGAUAUUGAGAGGCAGGCUUUUAUUGACAAGCGGACUACCCACAGUCAGGCACUCAUGGUGCACCGACAAAAAUACUCCCACUUACCAACUAAGACAAUUGAAACCACUGCACAUGGUCUUCAUGCCGCUGACCUCUCUUCUUUAGAAAAGGACUUAGGUGUCCAAUUAAAAGAUAAGAGCCCAUCUUUAGAAAUUAAAGACCUCAGUGAUAACUCUUGCUUAGACAAAAGAAAAUGUUUAGAUUUCGAGGAUACCUCAUCUCUAGACUGUAAAGAGGCAUGUCUGAAAAGGUUCAGAGCUGAUAGUGCUUCCUGUAAGGAAAGUGUGGAGUGUGAUAUAGAAACAGAUUGUGCAGAAAAGUUUGAAAGUCUGGCUACCACCAAUCAAAUGCAAGAAAAAGCAAAGCAAUGGGCUUCUGAAUUUCAGCCGAGGGCAGCGGAGCAGAAAGUCAGAAAUUGCCAGGCUGUGCCAGAACAUGUGAAGAUGUCAAUCGUCAACACUGUGUUCAAGCUUGUUCUUGAAGCUCCAGACGCCACCUGUGUUCAGUUAGAUAGUGGCAGAAGUUGGAAGAAGGGAGGUUCCAUAACUCUGAACAGUAUUGUAGAUCAUUUGGACAAAAGUACAUUAGUUUCCCUCAAGUCUGAAUGUGGAGGCCUACAGACAUUGUUACGCAAUCACAGCUACAUCUUUCAAGUAACUGGAGGACGUGUGCAGCUCCGUGAUUUCACCCAGCCCAAUCCUUGGCUGGGCAGGAACCCUAACAAAUUGAAAAGAAAACAAAGGAUGCAGCCAGGAGACAAGAAGAAGACAACUCUGUGUUGGUUCCACAUUCACCACCCAGAGGGCUGCCCACUGCCCAGUGAGGACUGCCAAUUUGCUCACAGUGAAACAGAACUCAAAACAAAAACAGCCUCUUCAAAUUGACAAUGUUAUGUUGUGUAAUUGAGUAUUGUACAAGAGUGAGUCUGAAUAGUGUUGAGAAUGACUGAGUACUGUUUCAAUGUGAGUGGAGAUAUUGAGAGUGAGUAUGAAUAUCUGAGUACUGUUAUGGUCUGAGUGAAAGUAUUCAGUUGAAUAGUGUUAAGAACAGCUGAGAAUUGUUUUGAUAUGAGUAACAAUUUUGAAAUUCUGUGAUAUCUUUUAAAUGUAAUUAUUGCAUUUACAGUCUAUUAAAUCUCUAUAGCGCCAAACAAAAACAAUUGGUAAAAAUAUUUCUAAUUGCACAGAUUUAUUGUUGUUGGUCUAGAUCUAUUGCAAAUCUAAUUACAUGACUUAAUUCAAACUAGCUAAUACAAUUACAAUUCAUAUAAGCUUUGUUUUUUUAGGGUUUUCAUGUUUUCAUUAUAAUUGAAAGUAUUAACUGACUGUAUUGUUAAGUUAACAUUUUUAAUUACUUUUUUAGGACAUUGGCAAAUGAAUUAAUAUGUAAGUUGUCCAACUUCUUUGUUCAGCAAAACAUAGAAGAAAAAGAGCUUGUUUUUUUUUUAGCAUUUCAUUCAAAAUGUUUACUUUGCAUUGAUAACAUUUUCCUAAUGUAUAAACACAAAUGACAGUCAAUUGUUCUGAAUGCAGAUAUACGAGGGAAUACAAAUACCAAUUACUUUUUUUUUGUUCUUUUGAUUAUUUAUUUCAAUGUUUACUAAGACAUAUGCUUGACCUAGGGCGUAUAUUUGAACAUUUUACCAAAUUAUUUUAUUAUUUUCAUUAAUUUUGUUUGUCAGUGGAAUUCCGUUACAUAACAAUGGGGUUGAUUCUAAUGAGCACUGACGUUAUGAACAAAUGUGAUCUAUUAAUGUUACCUAUAGUAGCGGGCAUAGCUAAAAAUAGUUGAUGAGAUGUAUUGUCGAUAACAGUCUCAGUGUGACUUUAUUGUUCAUAAUGAGCUCGCCUGUGACCUAUAGCUAGAAUUAAGUUAUUAAGAUCAACUGAUCAGUGUGUAAGAUGUGCUGGCACGUUCGUCCAGUGUCCCUAGGUUAUUAAGUAUAACCUCUAGGUAUAUAAUGAAACUAAUGAAUUCAAAUCAUAAGACUUAAUAAAGUCCCAGGUAAUCAUAAAUACAAAUAGUUUAUUUACGAUUAAAGUCAAAUAACUGGAUAAAUAACUGGUCAUAUGCUCAUAGGCCUUAUCAAUUAAAAAAAAGAAAGAAUCACCCUCUUCAAAAUAGUAUGACACACCACACAUCACAUUAAGUUAUUACAUAACAAUCAUAUGCUAUACUAUACAAUUUGAUGUCUCAUUUAGGAAAACUUUCAGAACCACUUUAUGAUACACAUCAGGAUCAGAAAACAACUUCACAGAGAUAUUACUUAUUGAGAGAUGUGGACUGUAUAUAUGGAGUUAUUCCUCUUAUUACGUAUUAAACAAGUUUUUCUCCCACUUCCCAUUCUCGGAUCAAGCCUAAUGUUAAGCUCUCCCUCUGUACGGUGGGUGCUGUACCGUUGUUCAAGUGAAGACAGCUUCCUACUAGCCUACAUCACGGGCUGUAAUAUGCCCUGCGAAUAUUGUGCUGUCAGCAGCCAAUAGGAAUUCCUUGUGGCAGUCCGGUAGCAAAGUUCCUCAGCAAAUGCAUCCUUUAUUUUUUACAGCAAUGCUUCACAGUCACGUGUCCACCCAUUCAGGAUGCACCUUUUCUGGUUUGUUGGGAUUCAGUCGUCAUCUCAGAAAACUCUUGGAUAAAUCUUCUAUAAAAAUUACACAGUCCCAAUGAACUGCGACCAUGUCUCUUUAGAAGGCUAUACGUGGCCAUUAGUUGACCUGAAGCCCAUGACCUUAUGGUAUAUGAAUCUUGAAUAUAUAUAUAAGAUUAUUUUUGAUCGAGAAAGCCUGUGAACUAGUGUGAACAUAACAAGUGUGUGAUGUGAUAUUAAAGUAAUAAAGUUGUGUUCCUCUUGGUGGCCGAGUUAUUUAGUGUUUGAUAAUUCCAGCUGAACCCAAGGGACGCCUAGACGUUACGUGAGAAACUAGUGUAGAGCUAAUUGAAUAAGUUGUAACAUUUAGGAAGAGUGGAUGAACUAUACUUCAAAAGGGGGCCUCCACUAAAUAGCCCUAUUUUUCUCAUAAGGAGAACUCCACUUUAUGCUCCUAUUGUUUGGUAAGAAGCUUCCACUCUAUGCUCCUAGUGGUUCAAAAGGAAACCUCCACUCUCUCUAUAUAUAUAUAUUUCUAAUGUUUUAUAUUAAAAUUCCACUAUUUCUAUUGCUUCAUAAGGAAUAACGUUCUAUUACGCCUUCUUUACGUCAGUGUUGUAUGUCCAGUACAAAACAGUCGAGCAUUAAAUUGAUUUAUUAAUGUACAAGAACGUAAACUACGUAAUAAUGAUAAUUAAUGCUGGAAAUAAAAAAGAAAGAAUAACUGAAAACUUUUUUUAAUUACGCAGGUGACUGUAAAUGAAAAUUAUUUGGUGAGAGAUUUUUUUU